Messenger RNA from Heterobilharzia americana, 2567 nucleotides. The record is from the annotation of a GenBank genome assembly. NCBI's taxonomy places the organism in Eukaryota, Metazoa, Platyhelminthes, Trematoda, Strigeidida, Schistosomatidae.
AUGCACAUCAAGAUUGAUCAUUGGGAUAUUUCGGUCCUUAUUUUAUAUUUGAUUGCUUUGCUGGGUACUGGAGUAUACUCCUUGUUUACGCAUCGUCGAGGGACUGUUACUGACUACUUCCUUGCUGGAAGAUUUGUCACAUGGCUUCCGAUUGGUGCCUCUUUGUUUGCCAGCAAUAUCGGUAGUGAACAUUUUAUUGGGUUGGCUGGUUCGGGUGCAGCAACUGGUAUAGCUGUUGGUGCAUUUGAGUUGAAUGCAUCAAUAAUUUUACAAUUACUAGGUUGGAUUUUCCUCCCAGUUUACAUUGCUAGUGGUGUGAGUACACUGCCAGAAUAUAUGAAGAGAAGAUUCGGUGGAGACCGUAUUCAGGUGUAUUUGGCUGUUCUCUCCUUGUUGUUGUACAUUUUCACAAAAAUCUCUGUGAAUUUAUACUCUGGUUCUCUGUUUCUAACUGAAGCUUUACACUGGAACACAUGGUUAUCGAUUAUUAUAUUAUUGAUUAUUACUGCAGUGAUUACUAUUACAGGUGGACUUGCUGCUGUUCUCUACACUGAUACAUUGCAAUUUUUUGUGAUGAUAUCAGGCGCCAGUGUUCUUACAAUUCUAAGAAAUUUAUUUGAAUUUUCAGCUUUAAUUCCAUUGAAAAAGUUUUCACUUUCAUUGUUUUAUAAAGUUGGUGGUUUCCAAGGACUUUUAAAUGCAUAUGGAGGAGCUAUUGCAGAAGUUGAUAUUUCAACUAAAGAAGGCUUACAAAUUGUAAAUGGUUUAAGUAUGGCUUUGAGUACAACAAAUUCUUCAUCAUUACUUCAAUUAUCUAAAAGUCCACAAGUUGGUUCUAGUUUAAGUUGUAGUCUUCCAUCACCUAAAGCAUUUAAACUAUUAAGAGAAAUUAAUGAUCCUGAUAUGCCUUGGCUUGGUUUCUUACUUGGACAAACUCCUUCUUCCAUUUGGUAUUGGUGUGCUGAUCAGAUGAUGGUUCAGCGUACAUUAGCAGCUAAAAGUUUAUCUCAUGCCCAGAGUGCAACAUUGAUGACUGGUUUAGUGAAACAAUUACCACUAUUUAUUAUGGUCAUCCCUGGAAUGAUAAGUCGUGUACUAUUUCCAAAUGAGAUUGGCUGUUUUCCAGGAGCUGGUUGUCUGAAAGUAUGCGGACACAGUAGUGGUUGUUCAAAUAUGGCUUAUCCUAAAUUGGUCAUCGGUCUCAUGCCAUCAGGUUUAAGAGGUUUAAUGUUGGCAGUUAUGUUAGCCGCAUUAAUCUCUGAUUUAACAUCAAUUUUCAAUUCAUCCAGUACACUUUUCACAAUGGAUAUAUAUCAAAAAUUUAGACGGAAGGCAAAAAAUGUUGAAUUGAUGAUUGUUGGACGUGUAUUUGUUAUUGUAUUAGUUGGUGCUAGUGUUGCAUGGGUGCCAGUUAUACAACAAUAUCAAGGCAGUCAGUUGUAUAUUUACAUUCAAUCAGUUGCUGCUUAUCUUACACCUCCUAUUGCAUCCGUUUAUCUAUGCGCUAUAUUAUGGAAGAGAAGUAAUGAAAAGGGUGCUUUCACUGGUCUUAUGUAUGGAUUAAUAACUGGUACUAUACGAAUGAUACUUACAAUUGUUUAUAAUGAUCCAGUAUGUGGGGAGAUGGAUACACGACCAUGGAUUGUAAAAGAGAUUCAUUAUUUAUAUUUUGCUGUAUUCUCCUUUACAUCUACAGCUCUUCUAGUUGUAAUCGUUUCUUUGUGUAGUAAAGCACCUACAUUAAGUCAAUUACAUCAUUUAACCUAUUGGACAGCUUGGGAUAAGAAUAAAAAUGAUACAGAUAAUGAUAAAUAUCAAAGAAAUAUUACUUCAUCUCAUCAUCAUGUUUCUCAUAGUGAUAAUGAAGUUGACAAGAAAAAUGAAACACAGACAGAUAGUGAAGAUGAUAAAUAUGAUGUGUUCACAGUGCAACCUAAUGCAUCUGGAUCGGUAUUUCUAUCGGAACCGAAGAAAUCAAGAAAUCUGUUUCAAUCUAUUUGUCUAUGGUUAUGCGGUUUUGAGGAUUCAAUUUGUCUUAGUGAAAAUUUUCACAAGUCUACUAAACAAGAAGAAUUUACUCAAGCUAGACUGAUCAAGAUAACAAGUUUACAUCAAGAUCCUAGAGCAAAAUUAGGAUUACGGAUUGGUUUAAUUGGUAUCAUAUGCUUAAGUGUAUUUGGUUUUAUAUUCUAUUCUAUUUAUUUUAAUGAAAUACAUAUCGGUCCCUUACCGGUAACAAUCAAUCAGACAUUGAUUAUUGACAAUAAUCAUUCAGCAUUACUUACCUAUCUACAAAAUCAUAGUUUGAUUAUAGUCAAUCGAAGACAAUUCACAGACUUUUAAUCAUUAAUCAAUAAUUUAUGAUUUCUUUCAGUUUGAUAUGCAGAAUAGUAAUAUAUAUUCAUUUUGUACUGAAAGAAAAUCCCUUCCUCUUUUUUUUAAAAACUUUUUAUCUUAUACUACUGACUAUUUUAUAAAGUAGUACUCCUCUGUAAUGAGUAAAUUAUGCAAAGUUUUGUAUAAUUUCAGAAAUAUCCAGCCAGAUUAAUUAAUAAAGUAAUUAGGAG